GAGAGAAGAGGAAAAGGAGAGAGGAGAAGGAAGGAAGAAGAAGGAAGGAAGGGGACAAUACGAUCAUGCUGUGCUGUAUGAGAAGAACAAAACAGGUUGAAAAAAAUGAGGACGGAGACCAAAAGAUCGAGCAAGAUGGCAUCAAACCAGAAGAUAAAGCUCAUAAGGCAGCCACCAAAAUCCAGGCCAGCUUCCGCGGACACAUAACAAGGAAAAAGCUCAAGGGGGAGAAGAAGGGAGAUGCUCCAGCAUCUGAGACUGAUGUCGCCGACAAGAAGGAGGAAGGCCCUGCCGGCGGAGCGGCCGAGAACAAAGAAAGCGAGGCUCCUGCUGCCACAGAAGCGGCCGCCGCUGACAGUGCCCAGCAGGAGGAGGGCAGCAAAGACAGCAGCGCUCCAGCGGAGGAGAAAAAGGGAGACGGAGCCGCCGACACGGGCUCAGAGCAGCCAGCCCCACAGGCUGCCACUCCUGCCGCCUCCUCGGAGGAAAAGCCCGCUGCUGCCGCUGCCCCCGAAAGGGAAAGUGCCACUAAAGCUUCCACUGAUAACUCGCCGUCCUUGAAGGCUGACGAAGCCCAAGACAAAGAGGAGCCUAAACAAGCCGACGUGCCUGCUGCUGACACCACUGCCACCACCACCCCUGCCGCAGAGGAUGCUACUGCCAAGGCAACAGCGCAACCCCAAAUGGAGACAGUGGAGAGCAGCCAAACCGAAGAGAAGACAGAUGCUGUAGAAGAAACCAAACCUACUGAAAGUGCCCAGCAGGAAGAGGUGAAAGAAGAAGAGAGCAAGGCGGACCAAGAAAAUGCCUGAACAUUAAGAAAUGACUCCCCAUUGCCCCUCCCUCCCUCCCCCUAUCCUCUAUCCUUCCUUCCCACCCCAAUCUCGAUUUCCCCCCUUCCUGCUCGCAUCUGUGAGCCUGUCUGUCCCUCUCCCAUUACCACUUAAACCCUUUUUCUCUCUGUGUGGCAAACAUUUAAAGAAAAAAAAAAAAAGCAGGAAAAAUCCCAGUCAAACAGUGUGGCUUAAACAUUUCUUUGUUUCUUGGUGUUGUUAUGGCAAGUUUUUGGUAAUGAUGAUCCAAUCAUUUUGGGAAAAUUCUUGCACUGUAUCAGAGUUCUUUGACCUGGCGCGUGCGUGUGUCUGUCUGCCCACUGCGAGCGCGCUCUCUCUCUCUCUCUCUCCUCUCUCUCUUCUCCAAGUGUGUGUGUGUGCAAUGUUACGUUCAUCUGAGGAGUCCAGACUUACCGAGUGAGUUAAAAACAAAAGAGGGGGGGAAAAAAAAGGUUCUUUUCUUCCUUUUUCAAUGUGAUGGAAUGAACGAAAGAAAAAACAAACAAAAGACCAAAUGCAACAAACAAAUGAACAAAAAAAACUACUAAACCCCAGUUUGUUUUCAGAACUAAAACAACAACUAGAAAAUGUGCCAAUUAGCAUAAUGCUUGGCUCCAGGCUCCUUUUUCAAACUGAACAAUAAUUAUAAUAAAUGAGAAUAAUUAUCAUUAA
This is a messenger RNA of Poecile atricapillus (Black-capped chickadee), 1505 nucleotides long. It is a transcript of the gene GAP43, whose product is annotated as growth associated protein 43. Gene Ontology annotation, cellular component: cytoplasm; postsynaptic density; plasma membrane. Gene Ontology annotation, biological process: axon regeneration; axon choice point recognition; regulation of growth. The coding region runs from base 66 to 812 and encodes 248 amino acids. The record is from RefSeq and is a predicted model, not a curated record. NCBI's taxonomy places the organism in Eukaryota, Metazoa, Chordata, Aves, Passeriformes, Paridae. The transcript is spliced from 3 exons. Gene Ontology annotation, molecular function: phosphatidylinositol phosphate binding; lysophosphatidic acid binding; calmodulin binding.